This is a messenger RNA of Lasiodiplodia theobromae, 2658 nucleotides long. RefSeq lists its product as uncharacterized. The transcript is spliced from 7 exons. Lineage: Eukaryota; Fungi; Ascomycota; Dothideomycetes; Botryosphaeriales; Botryosphaeriaceae. Bases 1 to 2658 code for a protein of 885 amino acids. The record is from RefSeq and is a predicted model, not a curated record.
AUGUCUGCAGUUGGAAAGAUUAUCGGCGCACUCGUACAUGGAAGUCAGGAGGCGACCAUAGCUCUAGCGAAUCUGAAUUUCGAUUUCUCACUUGUCAAACUGGACGCACCAGUCGAAUUCCGCGGACUAGGCGCAGCUCUUACAACGAAAAGGAGAGAAGUUGCCGAAGAUGGAUCCAGCCAUAUCACGGCCCGUAAGCUUGGCGCGCUGUUCAAAGAUAUUCUCCCUCCAACGCCGAUACUUAUCCGGCAAUACGGCACACGCGCAUCCGAGAUUGCAGAGAAUCGCGCCGUGAAUCCUCCUGCUUCUCCAUCCGAUGGGAUCUUCGCCGAACACAUCGGCAUUGAUGGAACCAGCAUCUGGGCUGCUGCAACAUCUGGCGAAGGCGCUAUCGCCGUGCAUCUGCUGGCUUGCAUGCUUGCACGCAUGUUCCCGGCUCCUGAGGCGAUUUCCAUCUGGUAUGAGCUUGUAGAGAACAGGAAAAGCGAAAUCCUCGCUUCAGCCGAUAACGAACCCUUGCACUUUGCUACACUUGCCGCCGCGAAAGUCAGCCUGUCGCGAGAUCAGUUGGCAGAAUGGGACAUCAGUGCUCGAUCCUGGCUACGAACCGCGGAUGAAGCGAAGCGAGCCCAGCAGAAACAGUUGAUGCUUAUUGUCAGAAACAUCAAUAUCCCUGUCCAUUCAGGUGAUAAAGGCACAUAUGACAGUGUGAUUGGUGCCUGGAAGACUGCACUGACGCUUAUGGAGCGGCUUCUUCAGGGGGAACCUCAGAGUGUGCAGGGUGGUGAUCUGCUUCUAGGUCUUGCGAGCUGGCACAUUUAUCCCAAUCUUUGGAUUUUUGGAGACCGCAAAAUUCGCCAGAACGACCCACUCGUUCCCGAAGCUGGUGUCCUAUCGAUCGGCGUUGAGGGUUCCCCAGCUCAGGAUGAAACCGGCCCUGUUUGGUCUCUGCCGCUUUCACACUUUCGAUAUUAUGGCGGACCGUACACAGCUACACGCUUCAUGUGUGAUGAUUCGGAGCGAUUGAGCCUGGACGAAUUUUUGCUGGUUUCUUUAGGCUCCCUGUUGGGAUCUUGGGAUGAAGACAUCUUCGGCCUGAAUCAUAUACCAACAUUCCUUGGCAAUACGGGUCAUACUGAAGACAAAUUGGAGUUCAUGCGCCGGGUGGCUCUCGGGUUGGCGGUAGCCGAGCAGAUCGAUCCUGAAGUUAUGUGUAUAGUGUAUCGUUUCAAAGGGAUCAACCAUGGUCCAGUUGGACGGAGAGGAAGCAAAGCCCCUCGAAGUUCUCACUUCGUGUACACCACCGUCGUUGCGCAACAGAAAGACUCGUUGAAACGGAACUCAGCCGGACACCCGGUCUCGCGCGAGAGACAUGCGCGCUGGAUAUACUAUUCGAAUGAAGAGCAGAAACGUCUUGGUGAAGAAUAUUUCGCGGGUCUCAAGGAAAGUCUACCUGGUGUCAGAGGAGGAAUGGCCCCCGAUGAUCUCAGCUUGCAAUUCGCAGAGUUUCUGGAGGACCAUUCAGCUCGAACUCUAGCGUCCUCCUCAUAUAUCUCCGCAUCUAGGCCGGAAUGGAAACAUCCAGGAUUUCCCAUAGACCUGGGAGGUUCUGGCCUAAUCUCACCUGAAAAUGAGCUGAGCUUCGAGCCCGAAGCCUACGGAUUCCCGGAAUCGGACAUCCUCGAACCCAUGACUGACUACGUUGACCACGAAAUCGAACUCCAGCCUUACGACUUCACUUUUGUUGCCGGUAUACACGGCGACUGCGGCAUCUAUGUUAAUCCAAACUUCAACCGGUUUCCCGACCACCAAACUGAUGUCGAUGUAGCGGCAUUAGACGAUGUGGAAUGGGCACUUUCCAACCAUGUUUUCCCCCUAGAAUCUUUGGUCGAUUCCUUUGCGUUUGUGGAAACAUAUUCUGAUCUCGCCAACUCAACGAUCGCGCUGAAGGCUAUCUAUCGGCCUCUAUACGACCUCAAGUGGGCUAAGACAUACCAAUCGAGUGUCACCAGCAACGUAGACGCCGAUAGAGACCUCAAAGGUAGUAUCAUUCCCUUUUCACUCAGCAGGGAGCUACGAUUCGCGUUGCUGGUGUAUAUGGAAACCGGGCAGGCCGAUGUUGACCCGCCAACCUUCGAUCGGGUGGUGGCCGUAUGUUCUGGAGACUCCAUAUUUGUUUCUGCCCCUAUUCUUCUGGACCCUUUCGAGAGUGCCACCAGUAUAGCCUUGUUGACGACGCCAGACGAUCCGCUGGUGAAGAGCUCCCAUGACGCAGACUGGAAAGUGAUUGGACACGAACCAUUCGAUGGCGAGCUAUUGGAUUCCUUCCAUGGCACUUCACUGCAACUUGGUUUCACCAACUUCAAGUUACCGAUUGACACCGGCAAUCUUGGCGCUUAUGACAUGGACCUCGUAUUCAUGGAGGCCAUAAUUCGUGUCAAUGAUCACAGUGGGACUUGGAUCGGUGACCUCAACAUCUUGAAGGCGAUGAAGAAGUGGACCUGCGUUGAUUUGCCAUUUGAUUGCCACCAUACGGGUGAUGAUCGCGACGUCAGUAACUUUCCAUAUGCAACCGCUAUUGACAAUUGGGAUGAGUUUUUGGACGAGCCAGACGGGGCUAUGGUUUCGGUGGGCAGCAGGGGGAAAGACGGGUUGUGA